AUGAACAAUUGUCAAAGCUAUACAAUGGCAUUCCUCGUAUCAUGGCAAUAUGGUAAACCCGUAUCUGGUAAAUCGACAGCAGUCGAAGCAGCAAUGGCUGUGAUUGGUCAGGAAGAAAAGAUUGGAGGUUAGAUAAAAGACCUUAAUUUGGUUUAUAUAUGAGACCAGGACCGAGCUAGUCCAACUGAGAUGAUUUCGAUUUUGAUCUCUUCUCUAAAAAAACAGGUCCUAUAUAUAAGUGUGCUGUUUUCCACUAAUCGUAAAAAUGAACUCUAUCAUUGCGAUUGCAUUAAACAUCAUACAUUACUUAAUAAUAACAGAUAUGUAUAAAAUUAUUUUGUUAUAGAAUGCAUGUUAGCAGCUACAAAGGAAAUUCUCUCUCGCCAAAGUCUGCCUUAUUGGUGGGAUGAUGUUAACAACUUUGAUGUUUUGGAGAAAGUGGCACUUGCAUCUUUUAACAAGGUGAAACUGUUAAGAGUGCUGUUUAAUAGCUAAACAGUUGUUUUAAUAAUAAAAGUGAUAAUUUUAAUAAUUGUUUUAAUAAAAGUGAUAUAACUAAGUCUUAAAACUAAGACUAUUAUAAGAAGAAAAUAUAACCAACAUUUUAGGAAAUCUCAUUAAAAUUUUAGCCUAAUAUUAUAUUGCAAUUUCUCAUUUCAUGAAAAUAAAUAUAAUUAGCCUACAUUUAAUUUUGUAGUCUAGUAAGAAAACAAGAAACAUCCCUGAAUAUGGUUUCCAGAACAGUCCCAGUUAUGAUGAUGAAUCCUACAGCAAUGCCAAAUGCUGUUAA
Molecule: messenger RNA, 790 nt
Organism: Paramuricea clavata
Lineage: Eukaryota; Metazoa; Cnidaria; Anthozoa; Malacalcyonacea; Plexauridae
Source: the annotation of a GenBank genome assembly